CCGGCUCGGUGCGCUCUGUGAGCAGGCAGCACUAAUCAAACAGAGACAUCGAGCGGCUCGCUGCUCCGCACAAACCGGAGAAACGGUCGCGAGCCGCCCGGUAACGGACCCCAGCGAGUCACCGACGGGUUUAACGUUAACGGAGUGACGUCACCAGAUGAGCUCCGGCAUUAGGAACCAGCGGGAAGGUGUCCGUCAUGCUGAAGCUCCCCCUGGUGGUCACCGCUCAGGUAGACCUGGUUCUGGUCCUGGUCUCUCUGUUGGCCCUCUGGACCCGACUGAGUCGCCUCAGUUACCCCAACGCCGUGGUGUUCGAUGAGGUGUACUAUGGUCAGUUUGUGUCUCUCUACAUGAAGAGAGUCUUCUUCAUCGAUGACAGUGGACCCCCACUCGGUCACAUGAUCCUGGCCCUCGGAGCCUAUGUGGGAGGAUUUGACGGGAACUUUGUGUGGAACCGAAUCGGAGCAGAGUAUCCCAGCAGUGUCAGUGUGUGGAGUCUGCGGUUGCUGCCGGCUCUUUGUGGAGCGCUCUGUGUUCCUCUGGUCUACCUGUUGACUCUGGAGCUCAGACUCUCUCACCUGUCAGCUCUGGGAGCUGCACUGCUGCUGCUGCUGGAGAACUCUCUCAUCGUCCAAUCACGUUUCAUGUUGCUGGAGUCUGUCCUCAUCUUCCUUGUUUUAUUGGCCUUCUUCUCAUACCUAAGAUUCCACAACGCCCCCGACAGCUGGUCCAGGUACAGCUGGCUGCUGCUGUCCGGAGCAUCGUGCGGUGCGGCCGUUGGGGUGAAGUACAUGGGCGUGUUCUCCUACCUGCUGCUGCUGGGCGUGGCCUCUCUGCACACCUGGAACCUGAUUGGAGACCGAACAGUCAGUCAUCUGAGUGUGUGUGUGCAGUGCGUGUGUCGUGUUGUGUGUCUCCUCGUGGUUCCGGUUCUUCUCUAUGUGUUCUGGUUCUACGUCCACCUGAGCCUCCUGCACCGCAGCGGACCACAUGACCAACUGAUGAGCUCCGCCUUCCAGGCCAGUCUGCAGGGCGGGCUCUCCAGGAUCACUCAGGGUCAGCCUCUGGAAGUCGCUUACGGCAGUCAGGUGACUUUAAGAAGCUCCGCCUCCCAGCCAAUCCCCUGCUGGCUCCACUCUCAUAAAGCGAACUACCCAAUCAGGUACGAGAAUGGGCGGGGCAGCUCUCACCAGCAGCAGGUCACAUGUUACCCCUUUAAAGACGUCAACAACUGGUGGAUCAUCAAAGACCCCGACAGACAGGAGCUGGUGAUCAGCAGUCCUCCUCGUCCUGUCCGUCAUGGUGAUGUCAUCCAGCUGGUUCAUGGAAUGACCUCACGCUUCCUCAACAGUCAUGAUGUUGCAGCUCCCAUGAGCCCUCACGCACAGGAGGUGUCGGGUUACAUCGACUUUAACGUUUCCAUGGCAUCACAGAACCUGUGGAGAGUGGACAUCUCUAACAGGGAGGCGGAGUCAGAGUCGUGGAAGACGAUCCUGUCUGAGGUCCGAUUGGUCCACGUCAACACGUCAGCUGUACUCCGGCUGAGUGGCGUGUCUCUUCCAGAGUGGGGUUUCCGUCAAUUGGAGGUCGUCGCUGAAAAACUCUUUAAGUCUCAGAGCAGCAGUUUGGACUGGACAGUCGAGGAGCACCGAUACGGAACCAGUCAUGAGCAGAAGGAGAGAGAGGCGGAGCUUCAUUCUCCCACGCACAUCGACGUUGAUAGAAAAAUCUCCUUCUGGGCCAAAUUUAUGGAACUUCAGUGGAAGAUGCUGACGGUGAAACAGGAAGACUCUGAGCACAAGUAUAGCUCCUCACCCCUUGAGUGGAUCGCCAUGGAAACCAACAUCGCAUACUGGCUGCACCCGUCCACAAACGCUCAGAUCCAUCUGAUUGGUAACCCUGUGUCGUGGGGCGUGGCCAACAUCAGCCUGUUGGCCUAUCAGCUGCUGGGUGUCAUCUACCUCCUGAGGAGGAGGCGGGGCUUCAAAGACCUCCCUGAUGCUGUGUGGUGUCAGUUUGUGUGUGUUUGGUGUGUGUGUUUUGGUGGUUGGUUGGUGAACGUGGCUCCGUUCUUCCUGAUGGAGAAAACUCUCUUCCUGUAUCACUACCUGCCUGCCCUCUGCUACCUGUACCUGCUGAGCCCCGCCCUGCUGGAGCACACACACACUCACCUGCUCAGCAGUGCGACACCUCGUCGUGUUCUGUGUGUGUGUGUCUCGCUCGUGGCGCUCGCCGUCUUCCUGUCCUAUCACACCUUCAGUCCUCUGACCUACGGCAGCCCAGAGCUGUCAGCCAAUCAGCUGCAAGCACUCAGGUGGAGAGACACGUGGGACAUCUUGUACCGUCGCCGCUGAGGCCUGAUUGAUGUGUGACAUCACUUCCUGACUCUGAUGACGUCUGAAACAGGAAGAAGAUAAAACGACAAAAUAAAAGAAAAAAUAAAGUUUGAAAACUUCAAA
Molecule: messenger RNA, 2459 nt
Organism: Larimichthys crocea (large yellow croaker)
Lineage: Eukaryota; Metazoa; Chordata; Actinopteri; Sciaenidae
Gene: pomt1
Product: protein-O-mannosyltransferase 1
Exons: 20
Coding region: 198-2354 (718 amino acids)
Biological process (GO): protein O-linked glycosylation via mannose
Cellular component (GO): endoplasmic reticulum; membrane
Molecular function (GO): dolichyl-phosphate-mannose-protein mannosyltransferase activity
Source: RefSeq, a predicted model, not a curated record